Molecule: messenger RNA, 1483 nt
Organism: Nylanderia fulva
Lineage: Eukaryota; Metazoa; Arthropoda; Insecta; Hymenoptera; Formicidae
Product: MYG1 exonuclease
Cellular component (GO): nucleus; cytoplasm
Source: RefSeq, a predicted model, not a curated record
CUCUCAAAUGACUAUAGAUGGCGGUAUCUUCGAAGUUCAUUUACCGACUGACAUUUCGUAAACACGUGCGUGUUUUUCAAAGUUGUUUGAAGCAGAUCUAACCUGAAUCCAAAAGGACGCAAGACGCUUAUCCUUUUGCUUUAUCAGUAUUUGUCUACUAUUAAGAAGUACGCGUUCCGGUAGAGUCUUACAUAGUCUUCUCCAGCGGAGGGAACAUUGGUGCUUCGACUUUACUACGCUCAGGACGAUGUCGGAGAAGUCAGCUGUCAAAAUCGGCACGCACAAUGGUACCUUUCACUGCGACGAGGUACUCGCCUGUGCACUCUUAAAGUUGUUACCGCAGUAUAAGGAUGCUUCUAUUGUGAGAUCUCGAAUUCAAAGUGUCUUAGAAACCUGUGAUAUUGUAGUGGAUGUCGGUGGAGAAUAUGAUCCCUCUAAGCACCGAUACGAUCAUCAUAUGAGGGAAUUUAAGGAAACUGUGAGUAGUGUUAUGAAGAAACCAGAGUACAAAUGGACGGUAAAAUUAAGCAGCGCAGGUUUGGUCUACUGUCACUUUGGUCAUGAAAUAUUGAAGAGUUUACUUCCAGAAGUAACAGAGGACAGAGUCAUUGAUGAGAUUUUCAAAAAAGUUUACGAUACCUUAAUCAAAGAAAUUGACGCUAUAGAUAACGGUGUGCCGAUGUAUGACGCAGAACCAUUAUAUCGAAUAGUUACUGAUUUAAGCGCGCGAGUAAGCAGACUUAAUCCUCAAUGGAAUAAUCAAGAUGUGAAUGUCGAGGAACGAUUUGAAAAAGCUAUGGCUUUGGUUUUGGAAGAAUUUCUAGAAUUCGUACAUUACGCAAAAAACGUUUGGUUUCCGGCAAGGAAUGUCGUACAACGCGCUGUGGAGGAUCGAUUUAAUGUUGAUCCGAGCGGCGAGAUAAUAUUGUUGUCGGAAGCGGUACCGUGGAAGGAACAUUUGUUUCAAUUGGAAAGCGAAAUGAACAUUACACCGUUAAUAAAGUAUACCAUUUUCAAAGAUGACAAUUAUCGGAUUCAGUGCGUGCCGGUAGCAGUGGGCAGUUUUAUAUGCAGGAUGUUUUUACCGGAAGCGUGGGGUGGUUUACGUGACAACAAGCUUGAGGAUGCUUGCGGCAUCGAAGGUGCCGUGUUUGUACAUUCCAUUCGGUUUAUUGGCGGCCACACCAAAGAAGGUGCAUUAGCCAUGGCACGGAAAGCACUCGAAAUUGGACACGCUCAUUCAAAUUGAUGAUAUCUAUAGUCGAUAAUUUUCUUUUUUUAGAAUUUUUGUUAUAAAUUAUUUUAUAAUAGUUGGAAUCUUACAUUUAUAUAUAUUUCCAAUUUAUUUAAACAUCCUGGUCAUGUUCUAUAUUCUCGAAUCGCGCGCAUAAUAUAGGAAACAAAAUUUUAUACGCUCAAAAUAUCAUACGCCGAGUGUGAUUAAAUAAGGAACAAUAAUACAAAUUGCGUGAUAUGACUUGAA